ACACUCAAUCCCCGGGACUUCCUAUGGGACUGAACUCUCCCUGUCCCCACUCACGCUGGCGGGACCUGGAAGCUCCUCCCGCGCCCCAGAGAAACAGAACUGGCACCCUCAGUCCUCACAGGCUGGCAGCCUGCAGGCGGCCAUCCUUUGGGCUCCCCACAUUUCCCGGGGUCCCCAUCAGCAUCAAGGACCUGCCAGCCUGAGAAGUUUCCUGCCACAGGGUCACCAAGGGGCCACCUGCCCCUGUACUGCCAGCCUUCACCAUGCAGGAGACCGUAACGCCAACAUCACUGUCGGUGCCCAGCCGGUCCUCAGCCUCCAUCCAGGAACGUUCCUCCACUGCAGGCCAAGGCACCAGCUCAGCCCCACCAUCCUUGAAGCCCUCAGUCAUGGCACCCCCCGUGAAAUCCAAGGGCCCAGGAAAACGUCAGAUGCGUCGGAUCAUUGCGGAGGACGCCGAGUGGUCACUGGCCAUCGUCCCCCUGCUCACAGAGCUUUGCAUUCAGCAUAUCGUCAAGAACUUUCAGAACAAUCCUAUCCUGAAUCAGCUGCUCCCACAGCACAAGCAGAAGGUCCUGAGCUGCCUGUCUCCGGACCUGCCGCUGACCGUGACCGCCAACUUGAUAGAGGAUGAGAACUACUGGCGCCGCUGCUGCACGCGCCGCUGGCCGGUGCACCACGUGGCCAAGCACGGCGGCAGCUGGAAGCGGAUGUUCUUCGAGCGGCACCUGGAGAACCUGCUAAAGCACUUCAUCCCCGGCACCACGGACCCCGCCGUGAUCCUCGACCUGCUGCCGCUCUGCAGGAACUACGUGCGCAGUAUCCAGUUGGAUCAGUUCCUCCCGCCCGUGCGGCUGCCGCCGCCGCCCCGGAACGCGGAGCCUUCGGACUCGGGCAGCGAGGGAGAGGCGGAGGAGCUCACCAUGGACCACUACCAGCUGGGCGACCUGGUGGCUGGCUUGAGCCACCUGGAGGAGCUGGACCUGGUGUACGGAGUCAAGGACUGUGGCAUGAACUUCGAGUGGAACCUCUUCCUCUUCACCUUCCGGGACUGCCACUCCCUGGCCGCCACCAUCAAGGCAUGCCAGACCCUCAAGAUCUUCAGGCUGACCCGAAGCAAGGUGGACGACGACAAGGCACGCAUUCUAAUCCGCAGCCUCCUGGACCACCCGGCCCUCGAGGAGCUGGAUCUGUCACACAACCUCAUUGGGGACCGUGGAGUGCGUGCCGCUGCCAAGCUGCUGAGCCACAGCCGCCUGCGUGUGCUCAACCUGGCUAACAACCAGGUGCGUGCACCCGGUGCCCAGUCACUGGCUCAUGCCCUGGCACACAACACCAACCUUCUCUCCCUCAACCUGCGCCUCAACUGCAUCGAGGAUGAGGGUGGGCAGGCACUGGCCCAUGCCCUGCAGACCAACAAGUGCCUCACCACGCUGCAUCUCGGUGGCAAUGAGCUGUCAGAGCCCACUGCCAUGCUCCUCUCCCAGGUGCUCUCCAUCAACACCACGCUCACCAGCAUCAACUUGUCCUGCAACCACAUAGGACUGGAUGGCGGGAAGCAGCUCCUGGAAGGCAUGUCAGAGAACAGGACCCUCCUGGAGUUUGACCUGCGCCUGUCAGAUGUGGCCCAGGAGAGCGAGUACCUCAUGGGCAAGGUCCUCCAUGCCAACCGUGAAGCCGCCCGCCAGCAGGCCCUGAACCCCAGCCCUUUCAUGUCGCCCAUCACUGCCAGUGGCCCUGAGAACCCUGUGGGAUAAGCUGGGGGGCGGGACAGGGUCCCUGCCCCAGGCCCAUCACUCCUUUCAUCUCCCUGCCAGGCUUGCUUGCAGUCUCACACUAUUCCAAAGGAAGGGGGGAGACCAUGAAUAUCCUUGGGGUGAGUGAUCAAAGACUUGUGUGGAUAAAGAUGUGAGGAGGGGAAAAGGUCCUGGGGUGAGGGGAGUAGGGCUUAAGAAGUGGGGACCCAGUCCCUGCCCCCUCCUCCACCCCCCAGAAAUGUUCAACUUCUUCCAGGAAUAGGGAAGGGAAGGAGAGCGGAGGGAGUGGGCCUGACCAGACUACUCCCAUGGGGACUGCCCAUUCUCUGAGCCCCUCCCCAUCAUUUUCCUCUCUACUGAACAGAUCCUUGAUUCCUCCGGCUCUAGCAGAGCCUUCCACCCCAGAGGGCUUCUCAUGUUCACGUGGGACUGGGCUGGGUGGAGGCAGUGCCGUGCCACCAAGGAGUCAGUGAGACAUCCACAACUUUAUUAUCCACCAGUUUGAUUUGUACAAUCUUUGCGCUUAGAAAUCCACGACAGAAAGGCCACAGUGUGAUGCACCCAAUCGACAGAGAGACCUGUCUCCUUCCCAGCCCACCCCACAAGCCUUCGACCCUGGGACACAUGGGGCCUUCCAGAUACCUCCCUCUCAUGAGU
Choloepus didactylus (southern two-toed sloth) is the source of this 2414-nucleotide messenger RNA. RefSeq names its product t-complex-associated-testis-expressed 1 (gene TCTE1). Gene Ontology annotation, cellular component: sperm flagellum. Gene Ontology annotation, biological process: flagellated sperm motility. The transcript is spliced from 5 exons. The record is from RefSeq and is a predicted model, not a curated record. Bases 264 to 1757 code for a protein of 497 amino acids. Gene Ontology annotation, molecular function: protein binding. Lineage: Eukaryota; Metazoa; Chordata; Mammalia; Pilosa; Megalonychidae.